Molecule: messenger RNA, 983 nt
Organism: Zophobas morio
Lineage: Eukaryota; Metazoa; Arthropoda; Insecta; Coleoptera; Tenebrionidae
Gene: Ak3
Product: GTP:AMP phosphotransferase AK3, mitochondrial
Exons: 1
Coding region: 229-906 (225 amino acids)
Biological process (GO): nucleobase-containing compound metabolic process
Cellular component (GO): cytoplasm; mitochondrion
Molecular function (GO): ATP binding; AMP kinase activity
Source: RefSeq, a predicted model, not a curated record
AUUGUAUAUGUAUAACUAACUUUUGAGAUUUUUGUUUUAUUAUAAACCAAACAAUUUGUGAAUUACUAACAUCUCUAGACCAGUAGGAGUACCUAACAACCAUCGUUUUAUUCAAGACAAUUUGUCAAUGUAUUAUCAGUAGUAAUGCUUGGUAGAUAAUGAACAUGAAUGUAGAUUGCUGAAUCAUAGUGUAAAGGUCUAGUUUAAAUUACCAGGUUUUAAUACAUAAUGGCUUCAAAACUGUUUAGGUCUGUAAUCCUUGGUGCCCCAGCAUCUGGAAAAGGAACAAUUUCAUCUCGAAUUGUUAAAAAUUUCAAUUUGGAACAUAUUUCAAGUGGCGACAAGCUAAGGCUGAACAUUCAAAAUAAAACAGAAGUAGGACUGGAAGUUGAAAAGUACCUCCAAUCAGGCCAAUUAGUCCCAGAUAGUUUAAUGAUAAAAUUCAUAGUAGGAGAAAUUAAUCGAGUUAAUGGUAAAUCAUGGCUACUUGAUGGUUUUCCAAGGACCGUUAUACAGGCAAGUAGUUUAUGGAAUGUACAACAACUAGAUGUUGUUUUGAACUUGGUUGUGCCUUUUGAUGUUAUCAUUGAGAGAGUCAAAGGAAGAUGGAUACAUUUACCCAGUGGACGAGUGUACAAUACUGACUUUAAUGCACCAAAAAUACCUGGAAAAGAUGACAUAACAGGUGAAGAUUUAGUUCAAAGAGAUGAUGAUAAGCCUGAUGUUGUGAGGAAACGACUGGAGCAAUAUGACAACAUGACGAGACCUGUGAUAGAUUAUUACAAAAAUAAAGGCGUUCUGCAAGAGUUUCAUGGAACCACUUCUGAUGAAAUUUGGCCAAAAGUUGCGGAUUGCCUUGCUACGCUUGUACCACUAAACGCUGCAGCACAAAAAUCAAAAAUAUGAAACUUACUUGAUUUUAAUUCUUUAUAUAUAUUAUGUUGUACUUUAUUUGUAUUCAAAUAUAAAUUUAGUAAAAUUUA